AUGGCGGCGAUCGAUGUCGUCGACGUUCGGACCGACAUGAGGCUUCAGAGGUUCGACGGUACGGACGAGAGAUGGGCAGACUGGAGCCUCAGGUUCGAGGCCUACACCGCGCUGCUCGGCAUGGAGGACCUCAUGACGGAGGCGGCCAACAGGCGCGACCCACUGGCAACGGACCAGCUGGGGGACCAGGCGAGAGCGGUCAGCCAGAGGCUCUGGCAUCUGCUGAUCACGUGGUGCGACGGCAAGUCGCUGGGUGUGGUCAAGCUCUCGAGGAAGAAUGGCCUGGAGGCGUGGCGGCAGCUCAAGAUCGAGUAUGAGAGCAAGUCGGGCAACAGGUGGACGGCCAUGCUGCGCUUCAUCCUGAACCCUCAGGACAAGUGGGCGAAGGAUCGGGAGUCGGGCAUCGACUUCUUUCAGUCUCUCACGGCGUGGGAGGCCAUCGUCGCAGAGUACGUGGACCAGAGCGGCGAGGCGGUCUCGGACAACGUUCGGGUCAGCGUGCUGCUAGAGCACGCGCCAGAGCCGUACCGCGAGGUCCUUCGGCAGGCGCCGGAGGAGGUGAAGCUCACGUUCGCAGCGGCACGGAGUCACAUCAGGGGCUACUACAAUCAAGGGCGGACGUUCACCCACGUCCCAGACACUGGCGGGGUCGUGCCGAUGCAGGUGGAUGCAGUUCGAGUUGGACCGCAUGGCGGCAAGUCGCACGGGAAGUCUGGCAAGACAGGCAAGAUGGACAAGUCAGGGAAGGCUGGCAAGAAUGUGAAGGGCUGCAAGGACUCGAAGACGAAGUCCAAGAACCGCGACGGCAAGCAGGGCCAUGGCAAGGGCCAGUCCGACUACUUCGACGGCGAGUGUGGCUACUGCGGCAAGUGGGGCCACAAGCGGGCCGACUGCAGGAAGAAGAAGGCAGAUGAGGCCAAGAAGGAGACUGGCAACACUCGCGCGGUGCAGGGAGAUGGAUCGGCCUCGAGCUCGGGACAGCAGCAGUCCGAGGGCGGGGUCCGCGCCGCGUCGGGCUACUACGACGGCGUUCCCGACGGCUGGGUGGUUGCGGUCUCAGCGGCGACGAGCGGCCAGGUGGCGAAGGUUGGAGGCUCCAUCCUGAUCGACAGCGGCAGCGACGACCACCUGUGCAGGCACAAGUUCGUCCCAGAGGCCCCAGUCAACAGUGCGACGGAUGCCCCCAGGCUUUUCGACGUGCAGCAGCGACCGCUGCCCACAGCGGGCCUACGGGGUGUUGAGAUGACGAUGCAGGAGGGCAUCAAGGCGACGGCAGACUUCCUCGUUGCCGAUGUGAAUGACGACCUGCUGAGCAUGGGCAAGCUGCUCAGGCAGGGUUUCAGGUUCAACCUCAGUAUGGAGGACGGGCUCUACAUGACGAAGGGUCACCGCAGCGUGCAGCUCGAGUUGGAGCGGAACAGCCUUAGGCUCCCGAUCGUGUCCGCGAGCCCUGCGCCAGCGGCCCACCACUGCUGCGGCGCGGCGGACCAGCAGCAGGCAGCGACGGCACCAGUGCUCACGGCGGAGAGCUCGGUCGGCGCGAUGAGGACCAGGCUGAGGGAGCUGUUCAUGCCGAUCUACGGCACGAAGUUGGAGCUGUGGGAGCGGCUCAUUGUGGCAGAGGCGGCUGCCAGGCGCUCGGAGGCGGAGAGGCUGCACAAGCUGGCGGUGAAGGAGCAGCUCGGGAUUCAGCACGAUCCAGUCGAGCCGAAGCAGCUUCCAGUUCCGAAGGCCCCGAGCGCGGAGGAGGAGAGACAGCAUCGCCUCACGCACCUCCCUGCUGCUCCGUGGUGCGAGGAGUGUGUCAGGGCCAAAGCUCCUGAUGCACCUCACUCGCUGGUCAGGCUCGAGGACUCAGAGCAGAAGCACCCACUCAUCAGCUACGACUUCGGCUUCUGCAAGACAGCCGACGAGGAAGGGGACCUGACCAAGGUAGAGGACACCUACGCGACGAUGCUGGUGGCGUUCAGCUCUGACACUGGAGUGGUGAAGGUUAUUCCGUGUGCGUCAAAGGCAGCUUCACCAUACGCCAUUGCAGGCAUCAAGUCCUUCGUGCAGAGGCUCGAGACGGGCAAGUGCAGGCUCAGGACGGACACGGAGCAGGCGACGAAGGCCAUCAUGGACGGCGUGGUCAGCGAGCUCGCGGGCAAGGUCACGGCAGAGCUGACCCCCAAGCACAGCAGCCAGUCGAACCCAGCGGAGGCAGCGGUGAAGAUAGUCGAGGGCCAGACGAGGGUUCUUAGGCUGGACAUCGAGAAGCGCUACGACACGAAGGUGACGGCGGCCAUGCCAAUCUGGGCGUGGAUGAUGCGUCACGCUGGGUGGCUUCACGAGAGGUUCUCGAGGAGAGCUGGAGGUCAGAGCCCGCACGAGAUCGCGACAGGCACGCCGUACAAGGGCGACAUCUGCAACUUCGGCGAGACGGUGCUGUAUCGGAUUGCGCGUCCUGCGCAUCGAGGUCUCACUGGAGGUCGGCGUCUGCGUCGAGGCGAGGCUCAGUGGGGCAAAGGGAUCUGGGUCGGCAGGUCGGACGAGUCGCAGGAGCACCUGGUGAUGACGCCUCGGGGGCUUGACCGCGCACGGACGGUGCGACGGCUCCCUGAGGGAAGGCAGGCUGACAAGGAGCUCCUCAUGACGGUGACGGGGCUGCCUUGGGCUGCGAGGACGGCCCCCGAGAGGUCGAAACGCAGGCGGGCGCCUCAGCAGAUCGCGACGGAGCUACCGAGGGCAGAAGGACCUCUUCAGCCUGACGCUCCCCAGCCGCAGCAGGCAGGACAGCCAGAGGGCGGAGCAGCGCCUGCUCAGCCUCAGGCCCCGCAGCAACCACCCCCGCCGGCAGCGGCAGCGGCUCAGCAGCCGCAGCCCCCAGCACCAGAGCCGCCGGCGCCCAGGGAUGUGGCGAUGGGGGCGGCGCCCUCGCAGGCAGCGAGACGUGGGGUCUCGCCAGCAGCAGAGGUCUCCGAAGGCAAGCGAGCACGAGUUGCAGCGGUUCAUGCGCUGGAGGUUGGCAACGUGGAUGACUCGCCUGACGCGUUCUGGGAGGAGGUCUCGGAUGAGGUGGAGGACCCGACGGAUGGCAUGUUUGACGUGGACAUGCAGGAUGAGCUGGACAAGAAGCUCACCAUGGAGCACCUGCAGAGCCUCCUGGACCAUGGAGUCGGCGAGGACAUCGCCAAGUCGAAGGCGAAUGGGAUGAAGCACAUCACCACGCGCUGGGAGAGGCAAUGGAGAUGGAAGCCAGGCUUCCGCGAUGAGCUGAAGCAGCAUGUGACCUUCAGCGGCGGGGAGAUCCACGAGUACGGCAUCACCUACGAGCACCUGAAGAGGCUGAGGACGAGGUACGAGCACGGCACAGAGCUGCAGGCCAACCCGAAGUACCUCGACUACGUGGUGGAGACCCUCAACCUCGGCGGCUCCAACACGGCUCCCACUCCUGGAGUGCCAGCACACAAGGCGCUCAUGGGGAGCACUCCUACUCUCUCUCAGCAGCAGGCUGGCGUCUACCGCUCAUGCGUGGGGGCGCUGAUGUACUACGUCCAGGACAGGGCGGACUGCCAGUGCGAGGUCAGCUUGCUGGGCAGGAUGCUAUCAGGCCCCACCGUCGGCGCCUUCACUGCGCUCAAGAGGCUCGUGAGAUACCUGCUUGGGACGAGGAAUGCGGUGAACUGGCUACCGAGACCGACGGAGGGCACGAACGUGGAGCUAGUGGGCUUUGGUGACAGCGACUGGGCAGGCGACUUGCAGACGAGGAGGUCCCAGUCGAGCGGCAAGAUCGAGAUCGAUGGUGUUCCCAUGCACUCGUUCAGCAGGCGCCAGAGCAUCGUGGCCACUAGCUCGGGAGUUGCUGAGUACUAUGCGGCGACGGCGGUCGCCGAGGAUUUGCUCUACUUCAAGUCACUUCUUGAGUUCAUGGGCUUCACGGUGGCAGCCACCCUGCUGACGGAUUCGUCAGCUGCGCGAGGCAUUGCCCGACGUGAAGGAGUUGGUAAGGUGCGGAGUCUUGAGGCUCGAGUUCUUUGGCUUCAGCAGGCGAUCAAGAGGAAGCUGAUGGACCUCGGGACUGUCGGCACCGACGACAACAAAGCGGACCUGGGCACGAAGAUCCUUGGACACGAUCGCUUCGUCAAGCUCAGGACGCUCAACGGCAUCUACACGGACAUGGGCCAGGUCGCGGAGAGUGACCAUCAGUCGGAGGAGGUGGACUUCGACGUGGGGGCGGCAGCACGGGUCAGGAGCUCGAGAACUUCUACGAGCUCACUCGGUGCUAGUCGCUCGGCGGCCCUGGCUAUGAUCACGGCGGCGGCGACGCUCCUGCAGGGCUGCGAGGGCCAGGUCGCCGACCAGAGCAGCUACUACUACGACACGGAGGUCUGCUCCAGGGAUGGCAUGGCCACGAGCGACUGGACAGGUUUCCUGAUGAUGGUGGCUGUCUGGACACUGAUCGUGGCGGCCAUCAGCGGCUACGCGGGGUUCCGCUACGCCAGCAUGCGGGACUCGGACUGGGUCCUGGUCUCGCCCGAGCCCAAUGAGAUGACAGAGGAGACCACCCACACAGACAAGAUGGAGGAUCCGCUUCCAGGCGUGCCAGCCUCACUGGUUAUGAUGCGACCGAGUCAGCCUACCAGGAACGUGAGCACGCAGUCCCAGAUGACCUACAAGUGGAAGUGGGCGGAGUGGAGGCCGGGCCGGGGUGGGGGCCAGCGGCGGUGGGCGGUCCAGUGCGACCGCGACGAGCAGGGCGUCCUGACGCACUGCUGCGCACACGACAUGCGGCCGCUGCCGGGGGACGACCUCCACGGGGCCUCGCUCACCCCGGGGCCGAGCGAGCGGCCGUCUCCGGUGCGGCGGCUGUGCUCCGCGCCCGUCUCCGAAGGGUGGCGUCCGCCGCACGGGCCAGCGGUGGUGGCCGCCCCUGCCGCGAAGGAGUGGGUGCCGCAGCUGCGCCCCGAGGUUUCCCCGCCAGCGGCGGUGCCAACGCGGUGCUGGUCUUCCCGGCGAGUGCCGGCGGCGGCGGCGGGCCGACGCUUCGGCGGGUCGCGCCGCACCUGCCGGUGCAGCGCCGCGCCGCCGCGUACGCCUGCGACGCGGGCCCGAGGGUGGGCGCCGCCGCCGGCGCGCUGGCGCCCCCGCGCCUCUCUGCGGAGGCGGCCGCGGCGCGCAGGUCGCCCUCCGCGCUGCGCCGGCGUGCCACCGUGGGAGCCGGGGUGUUCUGACGCCCUGAGCCGGUCGCCGGUAGGCUUUUCCCCUUCCGAGCCGUCCGCGGGAGGUUUUUUCCCCGCCCACGUUGUUCGGAAGUCGAGCGAGCACGCGCCGCCAGCGCGAUAAUGCCCCUAGGAGCUCAGGGAAUGUCCUGAUGCAGUAGUUUGCCCAUCCCGCCCUGGGUGGCCCGGCCAGAAGGCAGCGUGGUGCCCCAACA
Molecule: messenger RNA, 5416 nt
Organism: Prorocentrum cordatum
Lineage: Eukaryota; Dinophyceae; Prorocentrales; Prorocentraceae
Source: the annotation of a GenBank genome assembly